Xenopus tropicalis (tropical clawed frog) is the source of this 792-nucleotide messenger RNA. Its product is annotated as Golgi-associated plant pathogenesis-related protein 1-like. The record is from RefSeq and is a predicted model, not a curated record. NCBI's taxonomy places the organism in Eukaryota, Metazoa, Chordata, Amphibia, Anura, Pipidae. Bases 72 to 536 code for a protein of 154 amino acids. The transcript is spliced from 5 exons. Gene Ontology annotation, cellular component: extracellular region.
UCUGGGACCCUAUAAAAUCAGCCCGGGAGGGAGUGACUGCACCGCAUUGUACAGCAGCUGGGGGCAACAGGAUGGACAAGAAAUCGUUUGAGUCGGAAUUCCUACAGGCACAUAAUAAAUACCGGGAAAUGCACGGAGCCCCGCCCCUCCAACUCAGCCGCCAGCUCUGCCAAUCCGCCCAGGAAUGGGCCGACCAACUGGCCAAACUGGGCACCUCGCAGCACAGCGCCGCAGCUGAAGGAUCUAUUGGGGAGAAUAUCUACGAGAGAACUGGCAAGGAGCCGACAGCGGAUCACACAGUGGAUUCCUGGUACAGUGAGAUUAAGAAGUACAAUUUCGGGAGCCCGGGGUAUGUCCCCGGUACAGGGCACUUCACUCAGGUUAUCUGGAAGGAGUCGAAGGAGGUUGGAGUGGGAGUGGCCACGGAUGGAAAGGGGCGUCACUAUGUGGUGGGGCAGUACAACCCCGGGGGGAACAUAGACGACCCAGAGUCCUAUAAGCAGAACGUUCUGCCCGCCGGCUCUGCUGCAAAAUAGGCACCCGUUGCUAAGCAACCCCAUGGCCAGGAUAACAGAAUCUCCCCCGUUGCCUUGGAUACUGGAGUCACAAACUGGAAAUCUCUGCAUCUUCCUUCCCUGAAUGGACAAUAGAGGAAGAACCACCCCAGCGACCCUGAUACCCCACAGCCCCCCCUGUCCCACUGGGGCAAGAGCACCCCUCCCUCACCCGCUACUGACCCCACCCCUAGCCCCACCCUGAGUAAUGCUAAAUAAAUAUGAGUCGGAUCCAUGG